Molecule: messenger RNA, 1608 nt
Organism: Prorocentrum cordatum
Lineage: Eukaryota; Dinophyceae; Prorocentrales; Prorocentraceae
Source: the annotation of a GenBank genome assembly
GGUGCGCUCCAGAUGGAGCCCCGCAAUCGGCUGGCCGCGAGGGAGGCGCUGAGGGCCCCGUGGUUCGCUGGAGUCGCCUUGCCGCGCUCAGUGGAGGACCGCGCCGUGUCCUUAGCUGCUGCCCCGGCGCCUGCAGUGCCGCCGCCCGCCCCCCGAACGGAGGAGCCGCAGCGCUGGCAGCCGCAGCUGGCGCCGCCACAGCAGCCGCAGCACCACCACCCGGUGCACACGGGCGUGCUCCAGCGCGGCGAGGACUCUUACGAGCGCCAGCAGCCGGACGAGCCGCGCGCGCCCCUGCGUGGGCUGCCGCCCCCGCGCGAGAGCCCCGCCCAGCGGGAGCAGCCGGAGGAGCCUACGCGUGGCGGCUUCCACUCCGAGGCCCCGCGGCCCAACGCGCGCGGCGGCGACGAGCUCCGGCAGGCCCUGCACGUGGACGCGCCGCGGCCCAACACGCGCGGCGGCGAGGAGCCGCGGCAGGGCCUCCACGCGGAGCCGCUGCGGCCGGGCACGCGCGGGGGCGAGGAGCCGCCCGUGCGCGUGCGGGGCGACCCGCGGGCGGCCGACCUCCACGGCGCCGACCCGGCGCGCCCAAACACCCGCGGGGCGGAGGACCACCGCACCCGCGGCGACGAGCUGCGCGGCACGGAGCCAAUGUUCGGCUCACACGGGCCGCAGUUCAGCCCGCCGCAGCCGCCUCACCAGAUGAACCGGCCCGCCUACUUGCUGCCCUGGGAGGCCUCGGGGCCCGAGGACGGCCGCCACCACACAGAGACGAGCGCCGCGUCCGGAUGGGACGCGGACGACAAGGGCGCCGACGGGCGCCGCUCGCGCAGGCGCCCGGGCACAGGCGAGCUGGUGUCUGGAGACCGCCCGAGCCCAGCAGCGGGCAGCAUCGCUGUGGAGCAGCGGGCUGCCGUGGCCGCUGCGAGGCACAACCCGUCCGCAGGCACUGGUGGAUCUGAGGAGUGGCCCUUCGCGCCAAGCAGGGUGCCCGCGUGGCUGCGAGAGCAGGAGCCCGAGGACGACGCGCCCGCCCUCUUCGCCGCGCCCUGCGGCGGCGCGGGGCCCUCGCACCCCGGGCGGCGGAACCCGUCGCGCCAGCAGCCCGGCGCCCUCGCGAACCCGCCGCCCGCGCCGGCGGCGCGGCGCAGCCCCGAGGUGCCGAUGCCGGUGGAGCUUGGAAUGUCAGACCUUCCCGGUGGACUAAGUGGCUUACCGUCAAUUCAUGGAGGCAUUUCUGGCAUCUCUGGCAUCUCCUUGUCGCACCAGAGCUCCUCGCUCUCGCACCCGAACUCGCUGCUCAGCGACAGCUCUCGCGUGCGUGAGCGAGGACAAAUGGACAGCUCCCGUGUGCGCGAGGAGGACCUGGCGCGCCAGCUGUGGUCGAACAGCGUGGGCCGAUGGAACUGCCCCCCCGACUGGCAGCACUUGGGCGCGCCCGGCCCCGCCAGCGGCCAUGGGCACGGCCCCGCGGAGCUGGCCCCAGUGCGCGACGCCCGGGGCGGGCUGUUGCACGAGGCGCGCGAGCAGAGGCAGCUCGAGGGCCGAGGCAGCCUUGCGGGCGCGCUGGGUCGGCGAGAGCCGUCGAACACCUACCUGGGCCACUGA